AUGGCUUCAGGAAAGACCAUCACCUUGAAUAGCGGGUACAAAAUACCUGUAGUGGGAUUGGGCACCUGGCAAUCGGGUCCCAACGAGGUCAAAGACGCUGUCACAGCAGCCCUCAAGUGCGGAUACCGUCACAUUGACGCGGCCUCCGUCUAUGGCAACGAACAAGAAGUUGGAGAGGGCAUCAAGGCUGCUGGGAUCCCUAGGGAAGAGAUAUUUGUGACCAGUAAGCUCUGGAACACGGACCACGACCCGGACGAUGUGGAAGAUGCUUUGGACAAGUCUUUGAAGGACUUACAGCUUGACUAUCUUGACCUGUACCUGAUCCAUUGGCCCGUCGCAUUUCGGAAAUCAGGCGCUUCCAUACAGCCUCUCCGAGAAGAUGGGUACAUUGAUGUGGUCGACGUUCCGAUCGCAGCCACAUGGGCUGCCAUGGAGAAACUGGUACAGAAGGGCAAAGUCCGAUCCAUCGGAGUCAGCAAUUUCACCCGGGAGAAGAUUGAGGAUUUGAUGAAGACCGCGUCAAUCAAGCCAGCCCUGAAUCAGAUUGAGGCACAUCCGUAUUUACAGCAGCGGGACCUUUUGGAAUGGUCUAGACAACAGGGUAUCGUGAUCGCCGGCUACUCUCCACUCGGCAACAACAUUUACAACAUUCCUCGGGCUGUAGAUGACCCAAUUGUUACGUCCACUGCCGACAAGCUUGGCAAAACCCCGGCCCAGGUUCUCGUCAGCUGGGCUAUUCAGAGAGGCACUGUCGUCCUACCCAAGUCAGUCACUCCAGAGAGGAUAGAAAGCAACUUCCAAGACUUUGAACUUCCAUCAGAUGCAUUCGAGGCCAUCCAGGGACUCGAGCGUCAUCAAAGGAUGAAUUUUCCUUCGAGGUUGGGGGUCGACAUCUUCGGGGAGACCAGUGAUGAGUUCGUCCAGAAGAAAGCUGCAGAGUGGGUAGAGGCACAGAAGAAAAACAAGUAG
Capronia coronata CBS 617.96 is the source of this 969-nucleotide messenger RNA. RefSeq names its product alcohol dehydrogenase. The coding region runs from base 1 to 969 and encodes 322 amino acids. Gene Ontology annotation, molecular function: aldose reductase (NADPH) activity. Lineage: Eukaryota; Fungi; Ascomycota; Eurotiomycetes; Chaetothyriales; Herpotrichiellaceae. The record is from RefSeq and is a predicted model, not a curated record. Gene Ontology annotation, cellular component: cytosol. The transcript has 7 exons.